AAAAAAUAAAAAUAAAAACUAGCUGCAGUCUCCUUCUGCAGGUUUGCAUUAACAUUCUGCCCUUCCCAUCUUGUUCUUCAACCUAAAACCACCGUUCCUUAAUCCUACCUGCUUCUCCACCAAAUACUUCUACUCCAUUUUCUCUCUUCUAUUCACUUUUUCCACCGGCCACCGGAACAACAAUCGGGCGUCUUAAACCCUAAACCUAACUCUCUCAAAACCCUAAAAAAAAGCAUGGACUUCCAACAACCGCAUCCGUAUAGUAGUAGGCCACCACAGCAACAACCACCGUUACCGCCGCCGCCGUCCAUGGCGGAUCCCCACUAUCAUCAACAAUGGCCGCCGGUCCCACCACCUGGUUCAUGGUACUCGAACCAAUUCCAAUACCACCCACCCCCAUCUCAGCAUUCUCCCCCGUCUUCUCAGCCACAGCAGUGGGGUCCACCUCUUCCCCCUCCUCCUCCAUUUCCUGGACCUCCUCAUGGGCCUUAUCAUAUUCAACAACAGGCACAGGCCCAGUAUCCACCUCCUCUUCCCCCAAGGCCUCAAUCCUUUCCUCAUGGAAAUCAGGACCGGGGCAAUAUGAACUGGGGUCAACAACAAAGUUGGGAAAACUCAGUAGCACCUAGCAAUGAAGAUUGGGCUGCAAAGGCCCGAGCAUGGGCAGCUGCCAACGCUGCUACUGACUAUCAGCACCAGCACUCGCAGUUUACACAUGAUAGCAGGCUGGAAGAGCAGAGUCAUUACUAUGGGCAAUACACUCAAUCUGCUGAUCAACAUUUCCAAGACAUUCAACAACCAUCAGUUCUGCCAGCAAGUAAUCAACACUCUAUGAAUCCCGUGGCACCUCCUCAGAGGGCGUCGUUUGGCCAUUCACAGGAGCCUGCCUUCUUCACCUCUGGGCAACCUACUUAUGUUCCUGACAUGCGUUUACCUUACACUGCUAGAGAUGGAAGUUUCACCGGAGAUUCAGUUGCUUCAUUCCCUCAGCAAGGAAACUCAUCCAUAAGUCCAUUAGUCCAUCAGCAGGAGGUACCUUCUAGUUAUUCUUCUAUUGCAGGUAAAGAAGAGGCUGGGAAUCAAAAUGAGCCGUUCUAUGGUUCUUCACCUUUUGGCAACGCUACUCAGCAGCAUCAUGCACAACCAAUGCCAACAGCACCCAAUAAACCUGCAGUGAUGGAAGAGCAUCGUUAUGUGAUGGGUCCUGAUCUUAGUGAUCAGCCUUUGGACUUUGCACCUCAUUUUAAUCAUGAGCAUGACCGGCAUUCCCAGCCCUAUUUUGUUCGUGCUGAUUCUGGAGGCUCUGUGGGGGUUGCAGAUCCUGUUUCAACAAUGCCUUCCAAUUAUGCAUGGCCUUCUUCUGCUGCUCCUGGUGCUGCGUAUCCUCCUCUUCCUCCAUUACCUCCAAUGGGGUCUCAGGUUGAUCCUACUGUCAUUGGAGCUUCUCCAGUUGCUGAGCACACUGGACCAUUCUUUGGUAGAGUACAGAGUUCAAGCUUCACCCCAACUGUCCCAUCGGUUGGUGCACACUUUGGUGUAGGUGCAGGGGCUGCCCUGCAUCCUCCAGCAGCUUUUCCAGCUGAUGCAUAUGGGAUUUCUGAUCGCCCUAAGAAGGCUGCUGUGCCGAACUGGCUUAGAGAGGAAAUAAUUAAGAAGAAAGCUGUCAUCACAACUUCAGCUCCAGACCUUCAAAAGGAGGAUUCUCAAUCUAUUGAAGAUGAAGGUGUUGAUAAAUCUUAUCGGAAAGGUGACCAGGCUGAUAGCAAGAGCAUCGAUUCUUCAAGAUCAACUGAGGAAGAGGAUGAUGAUGAGGUUGAGGUAGAAGCAGCACGAACUGCAGCAAUGAAUCAGGAAAUAAAGCGUGUCUUAACUGAAGUUCUUUUAAAGGUUACUGACGAACUAUUUGAUGAAAUUGCAACAAGAGUUCUUAGCGAAGAGGAUCUCACUGUUGAUGUUGAGCAACAAGCUGGUGUUUCCAGGCAGAAGGUAUCAGCAUCUGUUCAACCUGUUACAACUCCCAAGGCCUCUGCCAAGGUUCUGAUACCACCCAAACUUAAGGAUGCUCAUUCAGUUGAUGCCAGUGAGAAGUCUACUUCCAGUUCUCCUGGGGAUCUUUUAGGCCUUGCUAGUUAUGCAUCAGAUGAUGAGGAUGACAAUGAAAUCCAGAGUUCUGAUAAGCAAAAGCCCAAAGAGCAUGACAAUGGACGAUCUCAUGAAGAAUCUGAGAAGCAUGAUAGAUCUCCUGUAAACCUGGAGAAAAAUCCUCGCGAAAUGAGUCCUAAUGUUGAAACUGUUAGGAAUGUUGCUGUCAGCUCUAAGUUGACGGAUGACAGGACAACUAGAUAUUCUGCUCAUGAAGAUGCUGGAGGCUCCUUUAAGACUGAAUCAGGAGUUCCGGAGGAUAAGAUGCUGGGUGAGAAGGAGGAUGUGAAAACUGAAAAUCCAUCCGAGACUCUUGAUCUCAAAAGGACUAAGGUAGAUAACUCCAGAAGUGAAGACAAAAGAGAUAAGUCAGAUAAAAGUGGUAAACGUGAAGUUAGAAAGGGUUCUGGCACAAAUGAUAAUGGUAUUGACAUUACAAGCUCGAAGGACAGAAAAACUGAGAAAGAAGAAGGAAACCGUAGGAACCAUGAGGAAGGACAUGUUAGAAAGGAGAAGGUGGACGAUCUAGAUGGUUCAAAAGAUAGAGUGAAAGAGAAAAGUCGUAAGUCAGGGGAAAAAGCCAAGGAAUCUGACUCAAGGAAAAGGCCCUCUCCUUCUAAUGUCAAGGAAGAAAGAACGGAGACAGAAAGACACAGCAGAGCUGGUGUUACUACAGAUAAUGGAAGAAAAAGAGAGAGAACAAAGGAUGAGAAAAGAGAAAAAUCUAGACAUAAAGAGGAAAGGGUCUCCAGCAGACGUAAGAGACAUCGUUCAUAUUCUAUUGAUAGCAGGGGUAAACAGAGCAAGGACAGCCGUGCCAAUGAUUCCAGUGAUGAAUCUUUAGAUGAUUCUAGAAGGAAGGUGCAUGCAAAUAGACACCGAUCACCAUCGCCAGUCAGGUCAAGGAAAAGACAUGUUUCGCGGUCUCCUCAUAGCAAGCAUUCUCAGCGCAGGCAUUCUCCGUACCCUGCCAGUGAAAGGAUCAGGGGAAGGAGGUCAAGAUCAAGAUCAAGAUCUCCUGUUCGUAGGAAAAGAUAAGCAAAGGAGUACCAGAAGGAAGUUAAGAUAAGAGUUAUGAAGGCCAAUAAGGCAUGGCCUUUGGCUGUUAAUUAGAGAGUGGAUGCAACAGUUGACCUGUUUGAAAUCCUCUGUUACUGCCUUUGCCUGUUAAGUAUGACAAUGGAUAUGCCAGUUGAGCUAUUAAAAUCCUGUGUCACAGGUUUUGCCGGCCAGGAGGAAAGCUGCGAUAUCCUCAUGCAGAGGAUUAGUGAUAUGAGUGGUUCAUGGUGCCUCUAUGUUAGAUCAGCUUGCUGUUGGCAUUUUCGACAGUUAUAUUUGUUAUAAUUUUGAAGUUGAUAAUUUGUUUAGCUGUAAAUUUGUAUUUGGAGGUAGGUGUCUAAAGAGGAGAACCGCUACUUGAACAAACGAUGAGCUUUUUCCAUUUUAUAAUAUUCCUUGGAAGCUUCAUUCAGUA
Messenger RNA from Nicotiana attenuata, 3616 nucleotides. RefSeq lists its product as uncharacterized. Lineage: Eukaryota; Viridiplantae; Streptophyta; Magnoliopsida; Solanales; Solanaceae. Bases 235 to 3180 code for a protein of 981 amino acids. The transcript is spliced from 12 exons. The record is from RefSeq and is a predicted model, not a curated record.